Messenger RNA from Fraxinus pennsylvanica, 738 nucleotides. Lineage: Eukaryota; Viridiplantae; Streptophyta; Magnoliopsida; Lamiales; Oleaceae. The record is from the annotation of a GenBank genome assembly.
AUGGAUUGCGACGAUGUCCUGGUUGAUUCAAUUACUCAUUUGCUCUUUGCGUAUAGACAGUGUAGUAGUAGCCGAUUUGGUAUCUCACAAGAGACAAUUCGACGGCACUUGAAAACAAGAAAUUUUGUUAAUGUGAAAGCCGAUAAGGCCAUGGAUGAAGAGCAUUCCCAACAUUCUGGUAUCAGAGCCAACACUGGGCCUGAGAGACGAAAAAGGGUGCGUGCGACUAGCAGAAACAUAUUGACAGAGGCACAGCAGACGAGUUAUGAGGGAUUGCAGCUGAAGGAUUUGAGGGUCAAGAAUUAUCUAUUCCAAGCAAUAGAUAGGUCAAUCAUGGAGACCAUCCUAAAGAAAGACACUACGAAGGACAUUUGGGAUGCUAUGAAAAGGAAGUACGAAGGGAACAUAAGAGUGAAGAGGUCAACUCUUCAAGGUCUCCGUAGGGAUUUUGAAACCCUAGAGAUGAAAUCAGGUGAAACUAUUACUACUUACUUUUCUAGGGUUAUGGCAGUGGCAAAUAAGAUGCGUGUGUAUGGAGAUGUGAUGACUGAUGUAACUGUGGUUGAAAAGAUUUUGAGGUCUUUGACAGAUAAGUUCAAUUAUAUUGUCUGUGCCAUUGAAGAGUCCAAAGAUAUUGAUGCCAUGUCUAUAGAUGAAUUACAGAGUUCACUAAUAGUUCAUGAGCAGAAGUUCAAUAGACACAGCAAUGAUGAGCAAGCUCUUAAAAGUUACAUAUGA